GUACCAUCUAUACAAAUUUGUCUGCCAUCACCACUAAUACAUACUUUUUAUAUAUAUCGUAGAAUCUUUGGCGAUAUUACAAAUUCUUAACUACAAGUUAGCGUAAUACAGAUGAACUUGUGCUUAUAAAGAGGCAAAUAAUACGCAGAAAAGAGCAACGUAUCUGUGUUUGAGCGGAUCGAGGUUUUAGGUUUCCUAAAAUGGUUGAUAACAUCAACAUAUUAGGUUCAAUCCCUAAAUACAAUUCAAUUAGCGAAGAAGGAGGAAUUAAGGAGCAAGAUAGGUUGUUACCAAUAGCUAAUGUGGGGAGGAUUAUGAAGCAAAUUCUUCCCCAAAACGCCAAGAUUUCGAAAGAAGCCAAAGAAACAAUGCAAGAAUGUGUAUCUGAGUUCAUUAGCUUUGUUACUGGAGAAGCAUCGGAUAAGUGUCACAAAGAGAAGCGUAAGACAGUGAAUGGAGAUGAUAUUUGUUGGGCUUUGGGAAGUCUAGGGUUUGAUAAUUAUGCUGAGCCUUUUAAGAGGUAUUUGCAUAGGUAUAGAGAAUCUGAGGGAGAAAAAGCUAACCAAAAUAAGGCUGCUACUGGCAAUAAUAAUACUGAAGAAAGGGAGAAAGAUGAACCACAAAGGAAAUCUACAGUUUUACCUACUCAGUGCAGAAAUCUCCAGGGAAGAUUUUAUGGUCCUUAAACUAUGUCAAAAGACAGUAAAUUUCUUGCUUGAUACUUGAUCAAAGCUUGGAGUUUCAACUUUUUUUAUUGUUAAUUCUUAAGAAAAAGUACUAGUGCCUUUCUUUCUAGUAAUAAAAACUACUAGUAUAUAUUUCAGUAUGUGAAAAUAAUCUUUAUAUAUUCGUGAUUACUGUAUCUUCUAAAUUCAUGUAUGCUGGUUUGUGGAAUAUGGUUUUGAAUGAUUAACUUUCUGAUUAAUUCA
Molecule: messenger RNA, 929 nt
Organism: Nicotiana attenuata
Lineage: Eukaryota; Viridiplantae; Streptophyta; Magnoliopsida; Solanales; Solanaceae
Product: nuclear transcription factor Y subunit B-4-like
Exons: 1
Coding region: 201-686 (161 amino acids)
Biological process (GO): regulation of transcription by RNA polymerase II
Cellular component (GO): nucleus; CCAAT-binding factor complex
Molecular function (GO): RNA polymerase II cis-regulatory region sequence-specific DNA binding; protein heterodimerization activity; DNA-binding transcription activator activity, RNA polymerase II-specific
Source: RefSeq, a predicted model, not a curated record